Podarcis raffonei (Aeolian wall lizard) is the source of this 8721-nucleotide messenger RNA. It is a transcript of the gene RP1, whose product is annotated as RP1 axonemal microtubule associated. Bases 79 to 8511 code for a protein of 2810 amino acids. Gene Ontology annotation, biological process: intracellular signal transduction. The record is from RefSeq and is a predicted model, not a curated record. The transcript is spliced from 59 exons. NCBI's taxonomy places the organism in Eukaryota, Metazoa, Chordata, Lepidosauria, Squamata, Lacertidae. Gene Ontology annotation, molecular function: protein binding.
CAUCUUUUCCUGUAUCUAGAUCCAUCCCUGGGCUGAGAAAGGUUUCCCAUACCUGAUCUAUGUAAGACUGCUGUCAGAAUGAGUGAAACGCCUUCAACCAACUACUCAAUGAUUCAGCCCCGUACUUCAGAGAGUGAACAGUCUUUGUCUGUUCGUCCUUUCAAUGUCACCGAACCUGUUGUGGCCAAACGGAUCUGCUUUUACAAGAGUGGCGACCCUCAGUUUAAUGGGGUAAAAAUGGUGGUCAAUAACCGCUCUUUCAAAUCAUUUGAUGCCUUGCUUGACAACUUGUCGAAAAGAGUUCCAUUGCCUUUUGGGGUGAGAAAUAUCACUACACCACGAGGGAUACACAGUGUCAAUAAUUUGGAAGACCUUGAAGAUGGCAAGUCAUACAUCUGUUCCCAACAGAGGAAAGUCAAGCCCAUCAACCUGGAGAAGGCCAGUAGAAAGCCAUUGCCAUGGCAGAUCAGCAGGCCAGUCAGUGCUCGCCGCAGAGCUGUACAGUUAGCUAGAGAGGGCGAAGGUGGUGUGUUCCAGCAAGGAAGCACUGCCAGACUCAGUAACCCUAAGAAGCUGCUUGUUUUCAAAAAUGGCAAUGUAAGAAUCCGGCGCACUGUUGUCUUGGGUAAGAAGAACACACAAAGCUUUGAGGCCUUUCUGGACCACAUCAGUGAGCUAAUGCAGUACCCUGUUGUGAAAUUGUACAUGACAGAUGGGAGAAAGGUCCCCAACCUUCAAGCUCUAAUACUCUGCUCUGGAGCUGUUGUAGCUGCAGGAAGAGAGCCCUUCAAAGCAGCUAAUUAUGAUCCUCGUCGGUAUUCACUACCUAGUAAACUGCCUGGGGUCUCCAGUCGUGUAUACCCCAGAACAAAUGCCAAGUCGGAGGGUAGAAAAACUAGGAAAUGGAAGGUAACAGUUUUUACCAGUGACCUACCAUCUGCCAGCACCAGCUCACAAGUUUAUAUUGUACUAUAUGGGGAUCAAAAUAAUUCAGGAGCUGUCUUUCUAUAUGGAGAGGAGAAAAAGGUGUUUGAAAGAGGAAAUGAAGAUACAUUCAUUAUACAAACGGAAGACCUAGGAGAGCUCUACAAAAUACGGAUAGGGCACAAUAACUCUGGAGAAACCCCUGCCUGGCACUGCAAAGAGCUGCAUUUGCAGAAUCUUGUGACAGGGGAACAGUUUGAUUUCCCUGUAGAUAGGUGGCUGGCACAACAGGAUGAUGGCGAAAUAAGUCAAGAACUUCCUGUUUUACAUCUGGGUCAGCCCAUUCUUCCAGUGGCAGUGUAUGAGGUGCAUGUGGUAACAGGUGAUCUGUGGAAUGCUGGAACAGAAGCUGAUAUCUACAUUGCUGUCUAUGGAGAAAAGGGUGACACUGGUUCCCGACAGCUCCGUAGGUCAAAGAAACCUAGGAAAUGUGUAAAAGGACAAACUGAUAUAUUUUUACUUGAAGCCGUGCACCUUGGAAAUCUGCAUAGAAUUGUUAUAGGACACAAUGGACUUGGCUCAGGAAAUGGUUGGUUUCUGGAGCAAAUUGUAGUCAAGGAUUUUAUCACCAGCUCGGAUUAUAACUUUGCGUGCCACAGGUGGCUAGAUCAAGGAGAAGAUGAUGGCAAAAUUGUUAGAGAACUGUAUGUCACUCUUGACGACACAUUUGCUGGGAGACAAGAGCUGGAAAUCAAAAGAGCAGAAAUGUGGGCAGCUGAAAAAUGGAAAUUUCAGAAAGGCAAUACACUUCAGUUUUACAACAAGGUAUCCCAUGGAUUCAUAUGCCUAUCUCCUGAUGGAACUGUUCAUGCCCGUGGUGACAAGAAAGAUAAAUACGGUCUUUUCGAUGUGGCCAUCAAAAAAGGAAACACAUGUGUGUUUAAAAGUCACCCAGUGCCACACCUAGCCCUUGGCUUUGCUCAUGGUUCAGUUGCUGCAAUGAACAAUGGUGACGUCCACUGUGAGCUGCAGGUUCACGUUCAGCCAAGUCGUUGCGCAAUUCUGGAAUCUGCCCGGAACCCAGGGCAAAUGGUGACUUUCAAUCUCCAAGGCACUGUAGCUGAUGAUGCCACAAGCUAUGCAGGACUGACAAAGGAGUUUGUAGUUCAUGUUAAGGGAGUGUUCCACAACAGUGCCAUAAUUUUGCUCACUACUAGCUACUGCCAGUCCCUCUGCCUGAGGCCUGAUGGGAGCUGCAGUGGAGCAGGAAAUCAAUCUGACGACUCUUACUGGAGAGUACAUAAAAUCAGCUCUGGGGUUUGCAUGUUUGAAAGUGUAAAAAACCCAAGAAUGUAUCUGAGGAUCAAGGAUGGGCAGUGUAAUGGAACGGGCACAGGAGAUGUGGACUGUCAUUUUAAAGUGGAAAAGAAUUUAGAAAGUGGGUCUGUAAGCCUAGAAUCUACACGAAACAGAGGGAUAUAUGUAGGUCUCCUGCCUAAUGGUCAGACCAAACCAGUUGUUCAUACUGGAGAAAGCAACAUUUGGUUUUACCCGCAAGUUGUCAAAUUUGGAAGAGAGAAGCCUAUGGGAACAUCUGCAACGCCUGCUCAGCAGAAGGAAGUGAUCAGAGAAUCCAAACACCAACAAGCAGGAACUCAAAAUUUAGUGUCCUACAGAUGUCCAGAUUCUCCUCCCUCAAAGGAUAUGAGAAAUAUCCAAGAUGGCGAGUCUCCUUUUCCUUCAGCUGAUAAAUGGAAAGUGUCAGUGCUGACAGGAAAUGCAGGAACCCGAGCAAAUGUCACUCUCUGGAUAUAUGGAGACAAAGGGGUUGCUGGACCAAUAGCUCUUGGCAAGGACAACAGAGAACAGCUGUUUCUACCCAGGAUGGAAGAUGCAUUCCAGGUUGAAAUAAAACAUAUUGGAAACAUCUACAAAAUCAGAAUAGGGCAUGAUGGAACAAGCAAACAGCCAGAUUGGAUGUUGGAAAAGGUAAUCCUACAACAUCUAAAGAGUGGGAACAUUCUGAAUUUUCCAGCAAACAAAUGGUUGUCAAGGAGCAGAGGGAAUGGAGAUACUCUGUGUGAACUUCCAGUAGUGGAAAAAGGAAGAAGCCUUUAUCCAUCUGUGAGUUACCAGGUUUAUGUGUACACGGGGCACUUGGAAGAUGCUGAAACAGAUUCUUCUGUUUAUUUAUGCAUAUAUGGAGAAAGAGGAGAUUCUGGUUUGAGACUUCUUCACAAAUCUGACAUGGCGGUGAAAUUUCAGAGAGGAAUGGUCGAUCGGUUUGAAAUACAAGCUGUGUCACUUGGAAGACUACAGAAGGUGCUGUUGUGCUGCAAGGCCUAUAGCAUGUCACAGUAUUGGUACUGUGAGAAAGUAGUCAUCAGAGAACCUGAGAAAAACUCAGAAUAUAUUUUCAACUGUGAAAGGUGGCUGCCAUUUACCUCCCAAGGCACAGUUCAUUCAGAAAUAGAACUCUCUGCUCAAGAAAUGCAAAUAAAUCAUCAGCUGAAAAUGCAAGAGGAAGAAAAUGGAGAAGAUUGGAAAAUCACUGUAGUCACUGGAUGUUUUGAAACAGCUGGCACAACAGCAACUGUGUCCCUGUAUGUUUAUGGAGAAAAUAAGGCUUCUGGUCCUCUUAUUCUGGGAUCUGGGAAACACCAGCUGUUUAAUCCCCACAGUACAGAUACAUUCAAGAUUAAUCUAAAAGAUGUUGGAGAGCUGUAUAAAAUCCGGAUUGGCCAUGACAGUAGAGGACCAGAUCCUAGUUGGUACCUUGAUGAGAUUAGAAUGAACUCGCCAUUGGACCAAGAAAUUUGUUUACCUGUCAACUGCUGGCUCUCUGAAAGCCAAGGUGAUGGAGAAACAUGGAGAGAAAUAGCAAUAGGGAGGCCUAACAAAGCACUUCUACCAUUGGUAUGCUACAAUGUCAGUGUAUACACUGGAACAAUCCCUGGUGCAGAAACAAAUUCUAAUGUGUACAUUACCCUCUUUGGAACCAGAGGAGAUUCUGGAAAACGAAAACUUCAUAAAUCAAGGACUAAUAAAGUUUCAUUUCAGCGGGGUCAGACUGAUGUGUUCUCCAUGAUGGCUGUAUCGCUUGGAGUUGUGAAUAAAAUUCUCAUUAGCCAUGAUGGAACUGGUCCAGGCAGUGGUUGGUUCCUUGAAAAAGUUGUCAUCAAAUUUCAAGAGAGAGAGGAAGGGGAAGAAGAAGAAGUAGUGUUUCCCUGUAAUAGAUGGCUAGAUGAGUACCAGGAUGAUGGGAAGACAGAAAGAGAGCUAAUUGCCAGAAAAAACAGUAAUGCACCAAUGGCAUAUAGAGGUCAGUGGAGAGUGCUGGUAAAGACUGCUCAAGAUUCCCCACUGUCACGGGAGUGUAAAAGAACCCUUGUGAUUUACGGCUCAAAGGGCAAAAGUGACAAUCUUCUCCUUUCUUCCCAAAGCUUGGGAGAUAUGCCCUUUCAACCAGGAGCAACUGAUGAAUUCCUUAUUGAAUCUGGAGAUGUUGGAGAUGUGUAUAAGAUUCGGGUCAGCUGUGAUGAUUUGCCAGACUUUGAGGGUUGGCAUUUGAAGUCUUUUCAGAUGGAAGAGCUGCACACUAAUCAAGAAGUGAACUUUGACUGUAACUGCUGGUUUUCUGUUAGCCGAGAAGACCAAGAGCUGGUGAAAGAAUUCCCUGCAGUGACUGAGAACCAGAAGCCUUUACCAGUGCAUAAAUAUGUUGUUUCUGUACACACUGGAGAUUUAUGGGGAGCAGAAACCUUUGCAAACCUUUACGUAAUACUUUAUGGCGAUAGAGGUGACACAGGUAUCAGGAAACUGCAACGUUCUUUCACUGCAGGAGAACAGUUUACAAGGAAUAAGGUGGAUUCCUUCUUCGUGGAGGCUGUUUCCUUGAGCCAUUUGAAAAAGGUAGUUAUAGGACAUGAUGGAGAAGGAUAUGGAGCUGGAAUAUACUUGAAGAUGGUAACAGUUAAGAAGUCUGAGAACUCAGAUAAAGAAUGGGUCUUCCCAUGUUGGAAUUGGCUGGAUACUCACCUGGGAAUCUGUGACACUGUGUGUGAGAUUGAAACAAUAGGUAAAAAACUGAUCUCUUGCACAAAAGAUCCUCAAAUCAACAAAAAGUCCUCUGGUUUAUGGAUAAUGGAUAUCAUUGGGUCUGAUAUGAACACUGAAACUGAACCUGUAAACUUGACUUUCAUUUUCUAUGGAGACCAAGACCGCAAAAAGCUGUCACAUCAGUUUUCAGGAACGGCAACAGAAAUCAAAGCUGAACUGGCAAACAUUGGCUCCCUUUACAAAAUUCAAGUAUCUGGUCCACAUGCUCUGCUAAAGGAGUCUUGGCAUUUAGCCAUGCUGCAUAUGAAACAUACAGGCACCAACCAAGAGAUGUGGCUAAAUUUUGACUGUUGGUUCAAACCGAAUGAAGAGACCUGUGUUGAACUGCCAGCAUUGUGUUCCGAACAGGAUCCCUUUCCUGUUGUGGAAUAUUCCAUCCAUGUACACACCGGAGACAAAAAGAAAGCUGAUGCCACUGGAGAGGCUUAUAUUUGUAUUCAAGGAGGCAGGGGAGACUCUGGGAAACGAUGGCUUAAUCCUUCAAAAAGUGGUCCAGUCACUUUCAGCAGAGGAGAGGUGGAUAUUUUCACAAUCAAAGCAGUGCACCUUGGGAAGCUGAGCCAUGUCCUUGUAGGCUUUAAAAGUUUCAACAAAGAUGAUUGGUUCCUAGAGAAGAUUGUAAUAAAAGAAGGAAGCUACCCUUUUACCACAUACACCUUUGUUCACAAUAACUGGAUCAGUAAACAUUCAAAAAAAGAUUUUACGGAGCUUUCAAUUCCACUGCAAGAAAUGACUGUAACAUCUGGCCCAGUGAAAAUGUUUGAUGUUAGAAGUCAAGGACAAUGGAAAAUGUGGAUGGAUUGUGCCCAUGUUCCAGAAAAGAUUCCUGUUGUAAAAGUGCUUGUGUAUGGAACCAAUGGGGUAUCUCUUCCACAGAAUGUCCAGAGUAUGAAAAAUGAUCCAUUUCUGUUAAGCGUUGGUGAUAUAGGCAGCAUAACAAAGAUAUCCUUUGUGUUAUCCAACACCAGUUUGAGCAGAGGAGUUAAACUUCUCAAGCUCCGGAUGAAAGACUUGGACACUAAAGAAGAACUGGGCUUUCACCCUUUAAACCAAUGGCUUUUUGAAGAAGAUGGGUCUGAGACUGUGACAGAGCUAGCAGCAGUCAGACCAGAUAAAGCACCACUUAAGGUGGUUACUUACUCAAUCAGUGUCCACACAGGAACGUUACCUGCAUCAGAAACAGAAGCAGAUGUCUUCAUUACAAUAUUCGGGGAGAACGGGGACUCUUACAGAAGAAGACUUAGGUGUUCAGAGUCAUGUGCAUACUUUGCAAAGGGUCAGUUGAAUACCUUCAGUGUCCAAGCAAUAGAUCUAGGAAUGUUGAGCAAAGUGGUUGUGGAACACAAUAGAUCUGGUUAUGGAGCGGGUUGGUACCUUGACCGAAUAAUGAUACAAGAAUCAGAGAAGAAUAGUGACCAGUAUGUAUUCCUGUGCCAGCAAUGGUUGGACAGUGGAGUUGGUGAUGGAAAAGUGAAACGAGAGGUGCAACUUCUUGGAAAAGUUAGGAAAGAGAAGCUGGCUGAAAAUUUUCAUGGUACUUGGGAUGUCACUGUUACAACUAGAGGCAUUUCAAGCAAUGCUAUGAACCCUAAGUUGACUCUUAUGGUUUGUGAUGACAACGGGGCAUCUUCUUCAGUCUUUAUUCCCAAAGGAUCAUUUCAGAGGGCUGAGGCUUAUCAGGCAACACUGGAGCUGGAUAAGAAGUCUAAUAUGAUAUGCAAAGUUCGCUUGGAAGUAGAAGACACAGAUGGGGAAAUGUGGCAUUGUCGUGAGGUGAAACUUCAGCACAGAAAAAGCAAACAAAUCCUGGAAUUCCCGUGUGUCCGAGAUUUUUCAGAUGCUGAAGGAAGCACAAUGGCUGAAUUUCCAGUUCUCACAGCUGGCUGCAACUUUUUAGCAGUUAAACAGUAUGUUCUGUACAUCUCAACGGACUCCUCCCCAGAAUCAGGAACAGACUCAGAUGUGUACGUCACUUUGAAAGGAUCCAUGGGAGACACUGGCAAGAGGAAAUUAGUUAGAAAUGGAAAGGACAUUUUUGCCAAGGAGAAGGUGGAUGUUUUUCAAGUGGAAGCCAUAGAUAUUGGAACUCUAUCUGAGCUGCUUGUGGAAAAAGGAAAAGGCUCUGAUUGGCAGCUUGAGAAGAUUAUUGUGAAGGAGCCAAAGUUUUCAGGAAGGGAGAUACUUUUUAUGGCUCAAACAUGGCUGAGAGACAGAACUGAUCGGAAAAGAUGUGCCUCAGUAACUCUGACUGGUACAGAAAUACAGGAAAGGAGAAGCACCACUGCCUCACUGUUACAAAAGCAAGAGAUGAAAUCAGAAGGUUCAUGGAAGAUUUAUUUCACUGAAUGUCAUGAAAAUUCAUCAAAAGAAUUUAAGACGUCUUGGGGAAACAUUUCUAAACUUGUUUUGGUAUUUUAUGGAUGCAAUGGCAAAUCUGAACCAAUUUCCUUGGAGGAUAAAGUAGGAGAUCAAGCUGAGGACCAAGUAACAUAUGAUGUGUAUUUCCCAGCUGAUUUGGGAAUGCUCUAUAAAGUGACGUUUGGGCUUCAUCACUUGGGAGAAAGCAUAUCCCAGUUGUUUCAUCAUUGUAAAAUGCAGAACACAGGAACCCUGGACACCUUUAGUCUCUCCAUAAAUAAAACACUUCCUCUUCUUAAUGGAGACCAAUGGAUUGAAUUCCCUGUAGAGUGGCCAUUAAGGGAAGCACUUUCCGUUGUUGCAUAUGAUGUAAAAGUAAUCUUCAAUGAUGCCUCAAGCAAAAUCAGCUCCAUACAUAUGUCUCUGUGUAUAUACGGAACCAAUGGCGACACUGAAAACAGGAAGCUUUUGUUGCCAUCUCAGCUAGGAAAAGACAGGGAGUCAUUUACAGGUCAGAUAGAUGCUGUGGAUUUGGGGGAGCUACACAAAGUUACACUACUCAUUGGAAGCAAAUCAUCUUGCAAACUGGAUAUUAAAGCACUCCACCUGAAGGAAGCCCCAAAGAACGAACCUGUAUACAUAUUUGAAGUGAAUGAAAUAUUCCUUUUGGAUGCUAAUGAACCUGAAAUAAGGAAAGAAAUCCCUCUCUCUUUUAUUACCAAAGAAGGCAGUAGCUCAGAAAAUCUGAUAGAGCAUAUUAUUAAAGUGUACACCGGUGACAAAAGGGGAGCAGGAACUGAUGCAAAUGUGCAUAUAAUUUUGUUUGGAGACAAGGACACAUCUCAGUUAAUUCAACUCAAGGAGUCUCUAGAUCAUCGAGAUCCCUUUGAAAGAGCAAAGACUGACACAUUCAGAAUCAAAACAAAGGAUGUUGGAAGGCUGCAGAAAAUUGAGAUUGGACAUGAUGGCAAAGGAUUUGCAAGUGGCUGGUUUCUGGAAAAAGUAGAAAUCACAGAUGUGUCUACGAAUGAAUUAUACUCCUUCAGUUGCAACCGGUGGCUGGCUAAAGAUGAAAAUGAUGGACGUACCGUAGUGCAGCUUUCCGUGUAAUUAUGCACUCCGAGAAUCCUAUUUGAACAUGCUUUCCCUCAACAUCAAGCUGAUUGGGUUUAUUUGUAUUUUCUAAUUGUGAACGAACUAUAAUUAUCAUGAAGAAAUAUCAAAACAAUACAUCAUAUUUGAAUACUCGAGUGAGAAUGUUACCAGGAAUUCUGAACACCUGUACCCAAACAGGAAUAAAGCAGAGAUACACUGUUGCAA